Molecule: messenger RNA, 1577 nt
Organism: Saccostrea cuccullata (small rock oyster)
Lineage: Eukaryota; Metazoa; Mollusca; Bivalvia; Ostreida; Ostreidae
Product: phenylalanine--tRNA ligase alpha subunit-like
Exons: 12
Coding region: 1-1488 (495 amino acids)
Biological process (GO): phenylalanyl-tRNA aminoacylation
Cellular component (GO): cytosol; phenylalanine-tRNA ligase complex; cytoplasm
Molecular function (GO): ATP binding; tRNA binding; phenylalanine-tRNA ligase activity
Source: RefSeq, a predicted model, not a curated record
AUGGCCGACUUGUCACAGGUCGUGCUGACAGAAGUGGACAAACAGGGCGAGAUAGACACGGUGCAGCUUGCAAACUCCAUUAAAGAAGAUCAUCAAAAGAUUGUCGGUGCAGUGAAGAGUCUACAGUCUCUUGGUGAUAUUGUCAAAGUUGAGCAGUACUCUACUAAACAUUGGCAAUUAACAGAUGAAGGCAAAGAUGUGGCAGCAAAUGGGAGUUAUGAGGCCAGGGUAUACAAUGCUGUCCCGUCUGAAGGCAUUACCCAGGCUGAAAUUAUGAAAAAUGUUCCUAAUGCCAAGAUAGGAUUCAGCAAAGCCAUGCAGGCAGGUUGGAUUUCCAUGGAUAAAUCAUGUGAGGGUGGACCAAAAGUUUUCAGAAAGAGUGAGAGCAUUAAAGACACUGUUCAGGAGUGCAUGUUGAAGUUUGCAGCUAAUGACUCCAAAAGUGUCCCAGAAAACCAAAAAUCAGACUUCAAGAAAAGGAAACUCAUAACAGAAGUAAAAGAAGUAGGCUAUAAAGUGUCAAAGGGAGCUAAUUUCACUCUGACUGUCAGCAAAGCAGAGGUGGAUUUGACGCCUGAAAUGAUACAGAGUGGAUCAUGGAAAACUAAAACUUUUAAGGAGUACAACUUUGAUGCCCUUGGGGUGCCCCCUCCGGCAGGUCACCUUCACCCUCUUCUCAAGGUCAGGGCACAGUACCGACAGAUCUUCCUGGAAAUGGGUUUCACAGAAAUGCCGACCCAGAAUUUCGUCGAGAGCUGCUUCUGGAACUUUGACUCUCUGUUUCAGCCACAGCAACAUCCAGCCAGGGACGCCCAUGAUACUUUCUUUAUGUCUGAACCCAGAACUGCUCAUGAAUUUCCAAUGGAUUAUUUGUAUCAUGUGAAAGAGAUUCACUCUAAUGGAGGUCACGGAUCACAAGGGUAUAAAAUGGAUUGGAAGAUAGAGGAAGCUAAAAAGAACAUACUAAGGACACAUACAACAGCAAAUACAGCUAGGAUGUUAUACCAGUUAGCUCAACAGAAAGAGUUCAAGCCAGUGAAGUACUUUUCAAUAGACCGAGUGUUCAGGAACGAGAAUGUAGACGACACACAUUUAGCGGAGUUCCACCAGAUCGAGGGAUCAGUCGCGGACUUUGGACUUACUCUGGGAGAUCUCAUGGGAAUCAUUCGGGAAUUCUUCAAAAAGUUGGGCAUCACUAAACUCCGCUUCAAACCAGCUUAUAACCCGUACACUGAACCCAGCAUGGAAGUCUUCAGUUAUCAUGAAGGUCUUAAGAAGUGGGUAGAAAUUGGAAAUUCUGGUAUUUUCCGUCCAGAAAUGCUGCUUCCAAUGGGUCUGCCUGAAAAUGUGUCUGUUAUAGCCUGGGGAUUAUCUCUGGAAAGACCAACAAUGAUUAAGUACAAGAUAGAUGACAUCAGGACUCUCAUUGGACCAAAAGUGAACUUACAAAUGGUCUACGACAACCCUAUCUGUCUUCUGGACAACUAAACAGACUUUAAACCAUCUUAUCAUUUGUACAAAUGCAAUACAUUAUUUAUAUAAAAAGAUACAAAACCAUAUACAUGUUCUGAGUGUAA